AUGACUUAUGAGCAUCUUCCUCUCUGGAUCAGAAUUCGCACCUGGGACCGCUUCUGGAAAAGGAACAAAACAUAUCAGAGUAUCAGGGAAACAGGCGCGAAGGUGAGGUACAUCGGCAACAACCAACUGCUUAAGAUCCGAUGCCACACAACUGAGUAUGAAGCAAUGGAGUUUGUCCGUCGGAAUACCUCCAUUCCGGUACCCAAGGUCUUCGGCGUAUACAGCCGUCCCGACGGAUAUCAAGAUUUGGUCAUGGAGCUAGUUCCAGGACAGGAGUUGGGUGUGGCCUGGCAAACGUUGACAACAGAGCAUAAAAUAAAUGUAGCCAAAGAGCUUGGGUCCUAUAUUUCCCAACUACGGAGUCUUGAACCUACCAAGAAAGGGUUCGUGGGGUCGAUUGGGUUGGCAUCCGGCUGGGACAGCCGCUUAGGUAGCAGACGCUUUGGUCCCUUCGAGACUAUAGAGGACUUCCAUAGAUUUGUGCGUCGAGGGGACUCUAUGGAUUUAUGGGCUAUUGAGCAGGACGUCGUCGAUGUGCACAGUAGAUCCGACUCCUACACCACAAAAUUUACUCAUGCGGACAUGUCACCAGAGAACAUCAUAGUCAGGGACGGCAAGAUCACAGCUAUCAUCGACUGGGAAUUCAGCGGAUGGUUUCCAGAGUAUUGGGAAUAUACAAAGAUGCACUUCCGUUGGCGGCCAUAUCGCAAGGAUUUCUAUCAAGAGAUGGACAAAGUUCUCACAAGUUACCCUCAGGAGCUUGCUUGCGACAAAGCUCUUCUGAAACAUUAUGACUUCUUCAGUUAUGACACUGAUAGGCCAAGGCGAUCAGUCGACGAAGAAAAGUGGCGAGAAUGGGACACGCGCAUGAGAAGUCGAAUGGCCCAGUUCAGCGGUCCUCCAUUCUCAGCAAAGAUGCCGGUCAAUGUGAACAACUCUGAAUACGGCAGUGCAGCGCUCGUAGAGGACGAAGAAGUCGCAGAAUCUCCUGACUAUUUGAUUAGCUCACAGUAUGGUUCAGAGGGGACAAGGAAUUCUGAUUCUUAG
This is a messenger RNA of Glarea lozoyensis ATCC 20868, 1047 nucleotides long. RefSeq names its product Protein kinase-like (PK-like). The transcript has a single exon. Bases 1 to 1047 code for a protein of 348 amino acids. NCBI's taxonomy places the organism in Eukaryota, Fungi, Ascomycota, Leotiomycetes, Helotiales, Helotiaceae. The record is from RefSeq and is a predicted model, not a curated record.